This is a messenger RNA of Mercenaria mercenaria, 1266 nucleotides long. Its product is annotated as acetyl-CoA acetyltransferase, mitochondrial-like. Lineage: Eukaryota; Metazoa; Mollusca; Bivalvia; Venerida; Veneridae. The record is from RefSeq and is a predicted model, not a curated record. Gene Ontology annotation, molecular function: acetyl-CoA C-acetyltransferase activity. Gene Ontology annotation, biological process: fatty acid beta-oxidation.
GUUUUAGAAGCAACAGGGGUGAAAAGUGAUGAUAUUACUAUGUGGGAGAUCAAUGAGGCAUUCAGUGUAGUGGUACUAGCAAACAUACAGAUGCUGAACUUAGACAUUAACAAAGUCAAUAUACAUGGUGGAGCUGUCAGCCUUGGUCAUCCUAUUGGGAUGUCGGGUAACAGGAUCACAACACACAUGGUGCAUGCCCUGAAACCAGGAGAGAAAGGAUUGGCAGGCAUUUGUAACGGGGGCGGAGGAGCAUCAGCCAUCCUUAUUGAGAAAUUAUGAACAAAAUAACUGUGAUAACUAACCAAUACGUAUACUCAGUGAAUCAUUGGAUCUGGUUUUACUGACAUGGAGUUCUGUGUCAGAUUUGGGUUUUUGUGUGUGUGCUAAUGGUAUUACGAUGUAACUUUAUAAUACUGCUGUGAUGAAAGAAAUUGUGACACAUUUAUUCAUCUGGGAAACAGGGAUUCAAAGAAUGACAGUUGAACUUCAUUUGUUUAUACAGUGAAACUACACUUAAUCUUGCAUCAGCUUUAUUAAACAGUCACUUGCCUUAAGCAGCCAGAUUGUGGCAUUUCUGUGGACGACUGCUUCAUACAAGUUUGACUGUACAUUGGUUUGUGAAUGUUUAGUAUGUGGUAGAUGAGACACAGUUGGUUUUUGAAGUAGACAAGUUUUGAUGGUGUGAGCAAGGUGUAAGAUCCUAGUUUACUGUGUACUCGUCAUAGACUCAUUGUAAUACCUCAUUUAAGGUUUUGUUUUAUAUCAUUUAACUUGAAGUGUUAUGACUGUAUUUAUUCUAUGAUUUGUAGCCAUUUUGACUUUUACUUUACUGCUAAAACUGAAAAGUUAAAAAAAAUGACUUCAAAAUUAUAUAUGGGCAUGUCGCUUUUAUGCUCAAGUUUUUCUGGAAAAAAAAGUGCAUAACAAUAAAUGCAGUCAAAAUAGCAAUUAAAACAGGUAUCCAAAAAGGAUUUUGGUGAUGAAUUUAAAAUCAUUUGUUAUAGUUUGAAAAAUAAUAGUUCAUUUCACCAUCUUUGUGUACUUAGAGUGAUGUAUUGUUGUUAUAUAUUAAAAAAGAAAUGAAUGAACUACCUUGAUGCAGAUUAAGUGAAUCAAACAUUAAAUUUCUGUAAUAAUAUUGACAAUCUGACACCAUGUUUCUGUUACUUAGAACACUUACCUUCAGAUUCUGUUAAAGUUGUGAAGUGAUAGUUGCUUGAAGUUUAUGAUAUACUUUUAAGAUAUAAUAAACCUUGAUAAAGAUUG